CUUUGAAAUAUUUGCCUACAACAAGAAAAGUAAUAAUGGGUAGUUUUGAUUUUUACUAACCAGUUAGGCAUGUUCAACUAACCUUUUGCAAUACAUGUUUUGAAAAAUUAUUAUUACUACUAAUUUUUAGCUUUUUUACAAAAAAUUAAAGAAUCUGGUCUUCCAUUCAAUGGUAGUGAAUCAUCACUUAAAAGAUUACUUAUGCGUAUGGGGUUUCAAUGGAAAAAAACUAAGGAUAAUAAAAAAAUUUUGAUGGAAAGACACGACGUGCGAUUGCUACGGAUUGAGUAUUUAAAAAAACUUAUGCAGUAUCGUGCUGAAGGCAGAAACAUUGUAUACACCGACGAAACUUAUAUUCAUGCAUCGCAUACAACCCCCUAUGAAUGGACAGAUGGUAGUGAUAAAUUAAUUCGCAAACCAAUUGCCAAAGGAAAACGACUCAUUAUUGUUCAUGCAGGAAACGAAUCUGGCUUUGUAACGAAUGGACUCUUGAUAUUUACGUCUGGAAGCAAGUCUGGAGACUACCAUGAUGAAAUGAACUGGGAAAAUUUUCAAACGUGGCUACAGAACCAAUUAAUCCCGAAUCUUCAAGAUAAUUCAGUUUUGGUGGUAGAUAACGCGUCUUAUCACAAUAUUAGGGACAUACAAGAACCAACGUCGGCUACAAGAAAAGCAAAUAUGCUUUUAUGGUUAGAGGAAAAAGAAAUUCCAGUAGAUCCGAAUCUUACUAAGCCAGAACUUUACCAAGUUAUAAAAGAAUAUAAAAGUAAACAUCGCGUGUAUAAAUUAGAUUUAUUAAUGGCACAACACGGUCACCAAGUGUUAAGACUACCACCAUAUCACCCAGAACUGAAUCCCAUUGAGAAGAUAUGGGCAAAUGUAAAAAACUGGGUUGCUGGGCAAAAUACUACUUUUAAAUUAAAAGAUGUUGAAACUUUGGCAAGAAAACGUUUUGCAGAAAUUACGCCAGAUAAUUGGGCGGCUAUUUGUAGUCAUGUGGCAAAGACCGAAGAUGACUAUAUAAUUAGAGAGAGAAUGUUGGAUGAGGCUUUAGAAGAAUUUGAAUUUAUGGUUAACACAGGGUCCUCUGAUGAAAGUUUUGGGGAAACUUCCGAUGAAGAAGACUUUUAUACAUAUUCCCAGCAACCUUCUACAUCAAAAACACAUACCGAUGAUUUGGGUGUGACACCUUUAGAUGAUGAUGAGUACAACUGA
This is a messenger RNA of Zophobas morio, 1215 nucleotides long. RefSeq lists its product as uncharacterized. The coding region runs from base 202 to 1215 and encodes 337 amino acids. The transcript has 3 exons. NCBI's taxonomy places the organism in Eukaryota, Metazoa, Arthropoda, Insecta, Coleoptera, Tenebrionidae. The record is from RefSeq and is a predicted model, not a curated record. Gene Ontology annotation, molecular function: nucleic acid binding.